AUGUCUGAAUCAACAAAACAAACUCCAAUCCCAGAACCAGUGGAAGAAUUCAUCAAGACUUUCUACAAAGCGUUCUUAGAUAAUAAUGUUUAUGAAUUACAUGGAUGUUAUGAAAAUAAUUUUAAUAAAUUAACUGAACAAUAUUAUAAAAAUUCUCCAUGGCCUGAACCAAUUGAACAAGUUGGUCCUUUAGUCAAUGAUGAUCAAAUCUUUUUGGUGCUUUAUUCAGAAGUUUAUUAUAGACAUAUUUAUGCUAGAUUAAAUCCAACUUUAGAACAUAGAACUGGUUCUUAUAAUAAUUAUUGUAAUUUAUUUAAUUUAUUAUUAAACAGUGAAGAAGGUCCAGUUACUUUUGAUUUACCAAAUAAAUGGCUAUGGGAAAUUGUUGAUGAAUUUAUUUAUCAAUUUAAUCAAUUUUCUGUUUAUAGAUCAAAAUUAUUUUUAAAUAAAAAAUCAUCAGAUGAAGUUGAAUUAGCUUAUGUUCAAGAACAUAAUGAAGUUUGGAGUGCUUAUUCUGUCUUGAAUGCUCUUUAUUCAUUAAUUGGUCGUUCUAAGAUAGUGGAACAAUUAAAAGAUUCAAAAUUAACAAGUAAUAAUAGUAAUAAUAUUAAUUCUGAAAUUGCUGGUGAAUAUGGUUCAUUACCUUUAUAUAGAAAUUUAGGUUAUUUCUCAAUCAUUGGUUUAUUAAGAAUUCAUACUUUAUUAGGUGAUUUUACAUUAGCUUUGAAAACAAUGGAAUAUAUUGAUUUAGAUAAAAAGGCAUUUUUCACAAGAGUUCCAGGUGCUCAUUUUACAACUUAUUAUUAUGUUGGGUUUUGUUAUUUAAUGUUACAUAGAUAUUCAGAUGCUAUCAAAACUUUUUCUCAUAUUUUAUUAUACAUUUCAAGAACUAAAAACAUUAAUAAAUCAGGUCAAUAUGAUGUUGUCACCAAGAAAUCAGAACAAAUGUAUGCUUUAUUAACAAUUUUAGUUGGUUUAGCCCCAACAAGAUUAGAUGAUACUUUACAUAAUGGUAUUAGAGAAAAAAUUGGUGAUAAAUAUGUUAAAAUUCAAAGAGGUGGUGAAGAAUCUUUAUCAAUUUAUGAAGAAUUAUUUAAAUUUGGUUCACCAAAAUUUAUUUCAACUUCUGUACCAAUUGCUGAUCAUGUUAAUGAUCCAUUAAAUUUACAUUGGAAAAUUUUUUCAUUAAAAGUUAAAAAUAUUGUAUUUGUUCCAACUUUAAAAUCUUAUCUUUCAUUAUAUUCAAAAUUAGAUUUAACAAAAUUAGCAAAAUUUUUAGAAUUAAAUGAAGAUGAAUUAUUAUCAAUCUUAUUAACUUAUAAAUUAAACAAUAGACAAUUAAAAUGGAUUGAAGGUGAAUUAUUAAAUGGUGAAUAUGUUAAUGUUUAUGAUUUAGAUAUUUCUUUAGAAAAUGAUGAUGGUAAAACAUUUAUUCAUGUUAAAGAAACUAAAAAUAUUAGAAAAUUUGCUGAUUGGUUUAUUAGAAAUACUAUUAAAAAUAAUGCUGUUCAAGAUGUUAUUAGUAAUUCUGAUAAAGAAUCUUUUAAUUCAAAAGAUAAUAAUAAGAAUUCUAAAAAACAUCAAGAAAAAAAUUCUGCUUAA
Hansenula ciferrii is the source of this 1602-nucleotide messenger RNA. RefSeq lists its product as uncharacterized. Lineage: Eukaryota; Fungi; Ascomycota; Saccharomycetes; Phaffomycetales; Wickerhamomycetaceae. Bases 1 to 1602 code for a protein of 533 amino acids. The record is from RefSeq and is a predicted model, not a curated record. The transcript has a single exon. Gene Ontology annotation, cellular component: cytoplasm; eukaryotic translation initiation factor 3 complex. Gene Ontology annotation, molecular function: translation initiation factor activity. Gene Ontology annotation, biological process: translational initiation.